CGCACAGCACUAACAUAAGACAAAGAACACGAUGUCAUUCUUGUUUAUUCUGAUGGCUUGUACGGCACUUUGCUUUAUUGUGUCUCAUAUACAUGGUGCUCAUGACCAUACAAACUCCAAACCGCAUGCUACGGAUUAUAUGUUUGAUUUUCAAUAAUAUAAAAAUUAUGUCACUUCAUUACAUCGUCAAUUCAUAACACAACUUAUUAUUCUUGUGUGAACCUUGGAGGUUAUGGCAGCUUGACAUCAGUCAGCAGUUAUGAUUCUACCUGUUUCCCAGCUUCAUCUUACUUUAUACUGAUUCCUCCUUUUGGCUUAGCUCCUGAAUGGGUCUUCUCAGCAUCAUCAGAAAAAUCAAGCGCAAGGAAAAGGAGAUGCGGAUUCUCAUGGUUGGCCUGGACAACUCGGGUAAGACAACUAUUGUGCUCAAGAUAAAUGGAGAGGACACCAGUGUCAUUAGCCCUACACUUGGCUUUAAUAUCAAGACCAUCCAGUACCAAAAGUACUCGCUGAACAUAUGGGAUGUCGGGGGACAGAAGACCAUCCGUUCAUAUUGGAGGAACUACUUCGAGCAGACUGACGGCCUAGUUUGGGUGGUUGAUAGCUCUGAUGUCCGAAGGCUGGAUGAUUGUCGUGCUGAGCUCCACAAUCUCCUGAAAGAAGAGAGACUAGCUGGAUCAUCGUUGUUAGUGUUUGCAAAUAAACAAGACAUUCAGGGCGCUCUGAAGCCUGAUGAAAUCGCCAAGGUUCUGAACCUUGAAGUGAUGAACAAGGACCGGCACUGGAAGAUCGUGGGGUGCAGCGCCUACAGCGGCGAGGGUCUGCUCCAGGGUUUCGACUGGCUUGUCCAGGACAUCGCCUCACGCAUCUACGUCCUCGACUGAAACAAACAUAUCAGUA
Messenger RNA from Lolium rigidum, 900 nucleotides. RefSeq names its product ADP-ribosylation factor-like protein 2. Gene Ontology annotation, molecular function: GTP binding; GTPase activity. The record is from RefSeq and is a predicted model, not a curated record. The transcript has 5 exons. Gene Ontology annotation, cellular component: microtubule cytoskeleton; cytoplasm. Bases 327 to 884 code for a protein of 185 amino acids. Gene Ontology annotation, biological process: protein folding. Lineage: Eukaryota; Viridiplantae; Streptophyta; Magnoliopsida; Poales; Poaceae.